UCUUAUAAAAAGAGGAGCUUUCUACAGAACUGAGUGUCUCGGAGCGUCAAAUUGGCGGUUAAAUAGUUUUUCAGAUUGUGUUUGUUUUGAUUCUUCCAGAUUAUAUACAUACAUAUACAUAGAAGUGUAAAAAGAAGUCCUGGAGACACAUUGGACUGAAUAAUUACGAUACGAUUCACAUAAAUGCAUGUGAAUAGUCGGCCGUAACAUAUCUUCCCUGCGAAAUAUUAGUAUUUUCAGUGUUUUUAUAUGUAAUGAAGUGGGUGGGAGGUGAUUCUCAAGACGCUCCUGCUUCUACUUCAGGAAUGCUAGGCAACGGAAGUCAUGCCCCACUGCAAACUGUGCCAGAAAUGGCUCGGCCAAUAUCUUCUCGUUCUCAAGAUGACGCCAUGGUAUCCUACAUCUUUCAAAGACCUCAGACUGAUGGAAAUUUCCAAGCCUUCAGCAAGCAUCAAUCUAGAUGGCUAGGGGACGAGAGUAUUUCAGAGGUCAAGCCUGGUCUUGCCAAUGAUGCUGCACAAGCAUCCGUCUCACAACCAAGUGCAGUCAACAGCCAGCAACGAAGCCAAUUUGAUCAGAUUGCUCCCUCGGCCAAGAAGCUGUGGGGAGUCGAGGAACAAAAAGAAGACACUAAAAGUAGCCUCUUCAACAUCAGUGAUCAAACUUGGAGAGACUCUACGUGGAGCAAUUCGACUAUCGACCAUGCUGUUUCACAGCCCAUCUCGAUGGGUCCCAGACGUUCUGGCAGCUUCCCAGGUAGUGAGGUGGCCAAUGUCCUGUCGCCACGUUCUUCUGAAACGGGUGGACUUGGCGUCAAGAUGGUCGAGUACGUCCUCGGCACAUCGCCCACCAACAAAGAUCUAGAAAGUCGGAUGAGAGGGCUGGUCCUCAAUCCGACAGAAGAUAAAGACAAGAAGGAGAAAGCCUCAUCGCCACCUCUUCAAGACAUGGAGGGGAACACAAAUGGUUGUCCUCCCCACUCGCAUGCUAUGAUGUUGCCCAACGGACUGGCUUCCGAUGAUGAUGCUAAGGCUUUCAAGUAUGCCUCGGAAGCUGCGUCUAAUGGCUUGCCCUAUCACAUGAAUGUGGAUUCAUACAGCCGGACGCAAGGAAGCAGACAACCUUCACCAUCUGAAGAGGAUCUAACCAAGAAUCACAGCCCAGGAUUACCGAUUGCUCACUCGGUGCCCAUCAAAUCUGGUGACGGUAUGGGCCUGCCUCCUAACAACCCCCAUAGCGCUAUGGUUGGAUCGCUGACGGGACCGAUUCAGGCGCCGGGGAUGUCUAACGGUAUCGGUCCCAUGAGUGGACUCGUCAAUGGUGGAGGACCACCCGGAUUGGGACUAUCUUCUAGCGGAACAGCCGAUGGACAUAGCAACCAUUACGAACCGGUGAUGAUGGAGCCGCCGGGAGUGCACUUUGACAGCAGUUAUUCAGUGCUCUCUACCAUGGAUACUCAAUCGUCAGGAAUGCUCCAGCAGAAUUUUGACGCUCACUUGUUCCGGGCGCACCAUCAUCACCAACAACAUCAAGCGCAACAGCAGCAGCAACAACAACAACAGCAGCAACCUCCUUUGCCACCGCCCCCGCAGCAGCAACAUCAGCAACCGCAGCAGGUCCAGCUUCUUGCCCAGCAACAGUUUCUUGCCGCCCAGCAGCAGCAAAUUGGGCUUGCAGGUCCAGCAAGUGGGCCAGCUUAUCCGAAUGCACCAUACGUAAUCAAUCAAGAGCCGUACAUGCAAACUUUGAUUGCAGGCCAUGCGGCGAUGAUGCCACAGUACUAUGGUAUGGCUCCAUGGGGCAUGUAUCCAGGAGUCAUUCCGCAAGGGCCUGGCGCUCCUGGUCCAGUAGCUCCCGGACAGCAUCAGCAAGGCCAGCCAAGGCGACCAAUGUCUCCGAAUUCACUGUCUGAUCAUCCGCCCGUUCCGCAACCGGGUCAAUAUCAAGUCAUACCGGCUUAUUACGAUCAAAAUGGGUCGCUGGUGAUGGGCAAUAUGCGAGGCAUUGGUAAUGGUGGAAUGAAUGGCCCCGUUCGCCUCAUGUCGCCUGCUCCUAUGGUUCUGCAAAACCCAAGCGGUCCCAAUUCUGGCAACAUGAGACUAAUGGGCAACCAAGGGCAGCAGAUGUCGGCAGCGGCACAGCAGCAGCAGCAGCAACAACCUUCGAUUUACAAUAACGGCCAGCAGCAAUCUCUGUACAGCAACACGCCAGGCUCGUCGGCCUCGCAUUCUCACAACGGACCCAACAAUCCAGGCCUCGGUGGCCUGCAGAACAUGCAGCCCAACUCUGGCCUGGGCAGUAACUUUGGAGCAUUGGGAUUGCAGCAAAGCAACAGCCUGGGAUUCGGUAACAGCGCAUUGGGAUCGAUUGGAUCUCCCUCAUUGGGUCUGGCUAACGGACAGGGUCGGCGUGAUUCCUUUGACCGAAAUUCGACGUCAACUUUCUCGCCCUCGCUGGGUGAAUACGGUAGAGGCAAAUGGCCACAGAACUACGGCGCCCUGGGAACUGUCACCGCAUCUCCUGGCCCCCUGGGCUUAUCGUCUGGCUCGCUGACUCCUCCACCCAAUAUGAGCGGAGCGUCUUCUGGACUGCAACUCGGUUUGGGUCCUUUUGUGUCUGGUGGACGACUCAUGUCGGCUGCUCCAGGAUCUGAGAUGAUGAAGUUCCGUAACGGAGCUACCACGCCCAGCAGCGUCGGAGCCGGAGGUCUGUUUGGAGCGGGUGCUGGCGGCUCGCUCUUUGCCAAGAUGGGAGGUGCUGGACGUCAGCCACAGCAUCCUCACAACGGAGUCAUUGGAGUCGGCCUUGACAAGAUGACGGGACGAUCACGUUUGCUGGAGGACUUCCGGAACAACCGAUUCCCCAAUCUACAAUUGCGCGACAUCGCCAACCACAUCGUCGAGUUCUCUCAGGACCAGCACGGCUCACGUUUUAUCCAGCAGAAAUUAGAGCGUGCCACGCCGGCCGAGAAGCAGAUGGUCUUUACCGAGAUUGUCGUUGGCACGUACGCGCUCAUGACGGACGUAUUUGGCAAUUAUGUCAUCCAGAAAUUCUUUGAAUUUGGAUCACCGGAGCAGAAGAGCACUCUAGCGCAGAAAAUUCGCGGGCACGUCUUACCCCUGGCCCUCCAAAUGUACGGUUGCCGCGUCAUUCAGAAAGCUCUGGAAUCUGUUCCAUCUGAGCAGCAGAAGGAAAUUGUUCGCGAACUGGACGGCCAUGUUCUCAAGUGUGUCAAAGAUCAAAACGGCAACCACGUGGUCCAAAAGUGCAUUGAAUGUGUCGACCCUAUGCAGCUGCAGUUCAUUAUCGACGCGUUUGAAGGACAGGUCCUUUCACUCUCAACGCACCCGUACGGAUGCCGCGUAAUUCAGCGCAUCCUCGAACACUGCACUCCCGAGCAGACGGCUCCCGUAUUGAACGAGUUGCAUCACAACACGGAAACUCUCAUCCAAGAUCAAUACGGCAACUAUGUUAUCCAGCACGUUCUCGAGCAUGGCAAGCCGGAGGACAAAUUGCGGAUCGUCACGGCCGUGAAGGGUAAGGUGCUGUCGCUGUCGCAGCACAAGUUCGCUUCUAACGUCGUGGAGAAAUGCGUCUCGCACGCCACCCGAUCCGAGAGGGCCAGUCUGAUUGACGAGGUGAUCAGCUUCAACGACGCGAGUCCGCACAGUCCCCUACACACUAUGAUGAAGGAUCAGUACGCCAACUACGUCGUGCAGAAGAUGAUUGAUGUGGCCGAGCCCUCGCAGCGCAAACUGCUCAUGCACAAAAUCCGACCGCACGUCUCUACGCUCCGCAAGUAUACUUACGGCAAACACAUUCUCGCCAAACUGGAAAAAUACUUCCUGAAGAAUAAUGUUGAUUUGGGGCCUAUUGGGCCGCCGUCGAACGGAGUCAUCGGAUAACAUCGGAUAGCAGCACUAAUCACUACUAGCAGCCAACGACUACGUUAUUUAAAACACGACAA
Messenger RNA from Daphnia carinata, 3967 nucleotides. It is a transcript of the gene pum, whose product is annotated as pumilio homolog 2-like. Lineage: Eukaryota; Metazoa; Arthropoda; Branchiopoda; Diplostraca; Daphniidae. Gene Ontology annotation, cellular component: nucleus; cytoplasm. The coding region runs from base 255 to 3905 and encodes 1216 amino acids. The transcript has 13 exons. Gene Ontology annotation, biological process: post-transcriptional regulation of gene expression. Gene Ontology annotation, molecular function: mRNA 3'-UTR binding. The record is from RefSeq and is a predicted model, not a curated record.